CUUAGCUCUUCCGCACACUCUCCAAGGAUAUCAGCAAUAGACGUUGGCGCUUGCUCCAUGCUCAAUCCGUUGGAGCGCGACUAGGCAGCCGCUGGGCAAUACUGCCUUUGGACAGUUUCCUUACCGCCUUCUGAAAGCUUCACACCCAGGCGAUUUGUGCUUCGACGAUAUCAACGCUCUCGCAUCAUUCGCCUCCCCAAAAUCUUGCGAUUGCUUCUCGUAUCGAAGCCCAAGAGAAAGGAAACUCUCGGGGAAAGCCGCGUGAUACGCCCACCAUGCUUUCAUUCAGUACGUGGCACGAGUUGCAUUUCAAAGACGUAAGCAAGCGACAAUGGUUUGCCGAUCAGAUCCGAGCCAUGCAGGCUUCAGCUGGAUCGAUGAUAGCACCAGCUACACUGGUGCAUGCGUCAGCGCUCGGUGAUUUUCCCAUUGCUGAUCGAUCUGCAAGGCAAGCAGGGCCUUGUGCAUACUCACAGCAUCAGCAAGCCAGCUCGAGCGAUGUCACACUGGACGUACUCGAUGAUCCCGAUGCAGACCCCUUGGCGCCAUAUCCAGGCGAGACAGAUGAAGAAUGGCAAAUGCGCCAUGGUUUCGCUUACCUCACGCCAGGCGCGGUCAAGGUCUUUGACGCUUCGCGCAAAUUCAGGGAAGAAAGGGACGCGGAAGCGGCUGCCGCGGACGAAGGCGGCGAGGUUGAAGAACAAGAACUAGAUUAUGGAGACGAGGCGGCAGCGGCAUGGGAAGAUGAGGACGAGAUCCUGAAUAGCACGCCUCGAACUCGACAGGGACAGGGGCAGGGGCAGGAGCCGUUAGGUGCCCAAAAUGCGUCGCAAGACGCGGGGAACACUGCCAUUCAUCGCAUGUCCAAACCGGGCCAAGGUACGGGAACAAGAGCCAAAAAGCGUCAACGGCGACAGGCAGCGAUUGAGAAGCGUCUGGCAGGCAAUGGACUCUCGUCUUCGAGUGCCGUUCAGCACCAUGCACAGGAGCGUUCUGAAGCGGUGCGUGAGCCACUGACGGCGACCACAUGGCCGACAGCCUCUGAUUUGCGAGAUAGACGACCAGCGGACUUUCGAGUCAAGACGGAGAACGGCGAGAUUGAUGAGCUUGCUGCGCUGAGAGCGCGAGCGUUGUCUGCCAAGCGGGCGAAACGAUGAUAACUGCGUAAGCGAUACAAAGGUAUGUAUCUGUAAGGCAAGUCAGCCGUACUUGUUUCACGAUGAACAAUCGUCAUCCUUAUACCGAAAGAUAUUGCGGAC
This is a messenger RNA of Tilletiaria anomala UBC 951, 1259 nucleotides long. RefSeq lists its product as uncharacterized. The transcript has a single exon. Lineage: Eukaryota; Fungi; Basidiomycota; Exobasidiomycetes; Georgefischeriales; Tilletiariaceae. The record is from RefSeq and is a predicted model, not a curated record. The coding region runs from base 276 to 1157 and encodes 293 amino acids.